This is a messenger RNA of Ordospora pajunii, 702 nucleotides long. RefSeq lists its product as uncharacterized. The record is from RefSeq and is a predicted model, not a curated record. Lineage: Eukaryota; Fungi; Microsporidia; Ordosporidae. Bases 1 to 702 code for a protein of 233 amino acids. The transcript has a single exon.
AUGCAAGGAGAUGCGCAGCCCAAUCAGAUCGAUGACUCAAGCACAUCUGUUGAGCCUGCAACAAGCAUUAAGAAGAGUUUAUCUCUGCACAGAUGCUUCACAGACCCAGAAACAUGUGCCAGGAUGCAACGAAUAAUGCAUACACACAACCAAUUCAGAGAAUGCAUCCGUGACGGCAAUUGCCUGUAUAUUUCAUAUGCAGUGGCACUUGCCGAUCUUGUGUGUGCUGAAAACCAGCUGUUUGGAACACUGGUAAGUGUAUUUGAUCGGAUAAAUUCAAGAUUUACUGCAUGUGGGAUUGAGCAGCUAGGGUUUUCAGGCUUCCAUGAAACGUUUGUUGAGGUGCUGAAGGACGUUAUGGACGGCACGGUGAAAGUGGAAGACGUUCCACUGUAUACAUGGUAUGACUGUGUGGCGUAUCUGAGGCUUGUUGUAUCGGCAGAGCUGAAGAGUAAUUCUGACGUUUACCAACUGUACAUUCCAGACAUGGGUGUUGAUCAAUACUGCUCAACACAUGUAGAUCCGUUUUUCAAGCAUGCAGGAUGCAUCGAGAUAUGUGCUCUUUCAAACAGCAUACCAAUAGCAAUUAAGAUUGUGGAUGUUGGAAAGGACGGUAUCGACACAUAUGCAGAUCACAGGGAAAGCAUCUCGAUACUCUAUGCACAUAGCCACUUCGAACCGGUGUAUGAGCAUGAGCAUUAG